Messenger RNA from Eutrema salsugineum, 1736 nucleotides. Its product is annotated as putative WEB family protein At4g17210. The record is from RefSeq and is a predicted model, not a curated record. Lineage: Eukaryota; Viridiplantae; Streptophyta; Magnoliopsida; Brassicales; Brassicaceae. Bases 30 to 1736 code for a protein of 568 amino acids. The transcript has 2 exons.
UAGAGUGACAAAAGACAUGAGCGCAAAACAUGGCGACCCUCUGGUUCAUUAUUUGGAGGGAGAGGAAAGAUCCAGAGGAUCAACAUCAAACUCUCUCUUUCUCUGCUUCAUUACGUAAAACAAGAAAAAAAAAACAUUUUGUGUUGAAGAGAGGAUCGAUGGCGAAGAUUAGAGCGGAUGCUCCGGUGAUGCCUCCGGAGACUCCUCCUCGGAGCAGUGAGGUGGGAGAGAUUGACACGCGUCCUCCCUUCCAAUCCGUUAGAGACGCCGUUAGUUUAUUCCGCCAAGUUAGCUUCUCAAAGCAACAACCACCGCGUCUCUCCUCCUCCUCCUCCUCUCCUCAGGAUGCAACGGAUGUGUUGGAUAAAGAGACGCAGCUUCUGUUAGCAGAACAAGAAAUGGAUAGAGUCAAGCUAUGUCUUGAUGACUCUGUCAAAGCUAAAGCACAAGCUCUCUCUGAUCUCGACUCUGCUCAGCGAAAGGCCGCUGAUUUGAGGGCUAAACUAGAAGCCACAAAAGAAUCUAGUAAAUGUGCCAUAUUGGCCAGACACACCAUGAAUCAACGGUUAGAGGAACUUCAAUGUGAGAACCAAGAAACAGAGAGCGCAAAAGAGAGUUACAUUUUAGUCACCGCAGAGCUGUUCAUGGCGAAGCAAGCUCUCGUGGAAAUAAAACAGCAAUUCAACAUCUCCGUGGAAGAAAGGCUAGCUGAGCUUCAAAAGGCAGAGAAAGCAGAGUGUGCGUCCAUGGUUAACUCCAAAAAGAUCCAAGACAUGUCACAGGAGAUAGCUGAGAUGCGUGACGCUGCUGAGAAAUUGAAGUCCGAUGCUGCGAGGAAGAAAGAUGAAGAGGAGAAGAUUAACGAGGAGAGCAUCGCCGCGGGAGAAACUUACGCGGCUAUGAAACGAGAAGCUGAGCAGAGGCUAGAGGACUUGAGGAAAGAUUGUGACCCUGAACUGAGGAAAGAUAUCGAUGAGCUAGCGGAGAUAUCUGCGGAAAACGAGCGUUUACAGGAGGAGAUUAAGCUUUCUCGUGAACUCAAGGAAGCCAAGAUUGCGAUGCAAGAGAUUAGUGAUGAAGAAAGAUCAUACAAAAGCUUGGUGGGAUCACUCACGGUGGAGUUGGAUGGUGUGCAGAGGGAGAACAGAGAAUUGAAGGCAAAGGAAAAGGAGAGACAAGAAGUUGAAGACGGAGAAUGGGUGGAAGCGAGCCGUAAGGUAGAAGAAAUGAUGCGUGAAGCAGAGAAAACAAGAAAAGAAGCAGAAGAGAUGAGGAUGCUCGUUGAUGAGCUCAGGCGAGAAGCAGCAGCCACGCAUACGGUGAUGGGUGAAGCAGUGAAGCAGCUGGAGAUAGUUGGAAAAGCCGUAGAGAAAGCGAAAACCGCGGAGAAGAGAGCUGUGGAAGACAUGAGAGUCCUUACUGAUAAGAAGGAGAGCUUGACGCAUGACGAGCCUGAUAAGAAGAUCAGGAUAUCACUGAAAGAGUACGAGGAUUUGAGAGGAAAGCAAGAAGAGUCAGAGAGAAUGGUGCAGUAUAAAGCAAAAACUGUUGCUGCUCAGCUGGAAGAGAUCAAAGAGAGCAGAGUAGAAGGGGAGAGAAUGUUGGAGGAGAAGACGAAAGAGAUGGAAGAGGUAAAGUUGGCGAUUGAUGCUGCUUUAAGAAAAGCAGAGAUUGCAGAGGAAGCACACUGCAUUGUUGAUGCUGAACUUAGAAAAUGGAAACCACAAGAAUUGUAG